AUGCCUUCCAAAAUCCAGCUGGAUGAGAAUCUCUAUUUCCUCUAUACCUGUCUCCAAAAAUCAGAUAUGAAGUUUAUAGACUUCCACGCAGUCGGCGCCGCAACUUCUCUCAAAGCACCGGCAGCCCGGAUGCGGUACACCCGUCUCCGCCGACAAAUCGAGAGCGGGACAGUGGCAGGAGCACAUGGCCAUUCUCCAGCAGCUGAGGAGACAGAAACCAAGCCCAUCCGGAAACGCAAACGCAAAGAUUGUGAUGCAGACGACAUCAAUACCAAGAAGAAGGAGGACGCCAGGAGAAAAGAGACCGAACGAGAAACAGCGGAUGAAGCUGAUGCAGAAGCCUCGAACUCCUCAGAAUCAGACUCAGAAUCCAACAUGCCGCUUUCUAAACUAGUUGCGUUAAAGCACAAUUCAGCAUACGCAAGCCCGUAUCCACUAGUUCCGUCUUGGACACAGGUACCUCAGGGAGGUGUUUGGGGAAAUCGGGGCCAUGCUACACUACCUAUACGUGGAGGUACCCCAGGAUCACCUACUUCAUAUCACGGCCAUGCCACGCAAUCAGGAGCCAGCGCAGGGAACGUCACAAGAUUGAUUCACCCAAUCCCUGGUUUGCGAGGAAUGGGGGACCAAUCACCAAACUAUAGGUUUGCACACCCAUCGACCUCCUUGAAUGCUUUUGGUCGUCCAUUUGCGCCUGGUGCUUGGGGCGUCCCGAUGUCGCCGCCACCGAAUCCGAAUGAGUAG
Venustampulla echinocandica is the source of this 744-nucleotide messenger RNA. RefSeq lists its product as uncharacterized. The record is from RefSeq and is a predicted model, not a curated record. The transcript has 2 exons. The coding region runs from base 1 to 744 and encodes 247 amino acids. Lineage: Eukaryota; Fungi; Ascomycota; Leotiomycetes; Helotiales; Pleuroascaceae.